AUGCUCCAGUCCCUGGGACUUUGCGCCCUGGCUGGAGCGCAGUCGUGUCCCGAGUACAUCGACUACUCCAAGGAACGUCACGAGCCCUUCUCCUCGGGCAGGUAUCAGCUGUCGUACCAGCGACCUCCCCCAGAGUGCCGCAAGUUCGUGCUACCAGAAGUCGAGCAGGCGAUCGUGGACAUGAAGACGACGAUUGCGGAUCCCGACUUGUUUCGGCUGUUCGAGAACGCCUUCCCGAAUACCCUCGACACCACAAUUUCCUGGCACGGCUACGCUGCUGGAUCAGAUGAAGAGCUCACAUUUAUCACGACGGGCGACAUUGUCGCCAGCUGGCUACGAGACUCUGCGAACCAGCUUCGGAGCUACAAGUCCUUACUGGUGGCCAACGACUCGCACGAUUCGCUCGCAUCCCUAUACCGCGGGGCCAUUAAUCUGCAAGGCCGAUAUAUCCGGACGAGUCCAUUCUGCAACGCGUUCCAGGCUCCAAUCGAAUCCGGCCUGCCGCCAGAGUUCAACGACUGGGUCGACAAGGACACGGUCAAGCCGGCAUAUGACCGCAACUUUGUAUUCGAGUGCAAGUACGAGCUCGACUCCCUCGCGGCAUUCUUGCAGUUGUCCUUCGACUACUACGACAAGACAAAAGAUGCAGCGUUCUUUGGCAAGUACCAGUGGCUCGCCACCGUCGAGAAGAUUCUCAACGUAACCAAUUCGCUCCUCGUCGGCUCAUACAAUGAAGACGGAUCUCUGGUCGAGCUGCCGUACACCUUUCAGCGUGAAACCACGAGUGCUUCAGAAACCCUAUCGAACGAUGGGACCAGCGCACCGAUCAGGAGCGGGACGGGCCUUGUCCGCAGCGCGUUCCGCCCUUCAGACGACUCUGCCAUCUACCAGCUACUUAUCCCUUCAAACAUGCAGUUCUCGAGCUACUUGGACAAGUGUGCCGCCAUCGCGGCGAGCUGCGCCUCACCACUCGCGGGCGAGAUGCGCGAGAUGGCCAGCGGAGUGAGGGCUGGCAUCGACAAGUAUGCCAAGGUCAGCCACGACGAAUUUGGCGAGAUUUAUGCCUUUGAGGUCGACGGCUACGGGUCGAGAAACAUGAUGGACGAUGCCAACGUGCCGAGUCUGCUGAGUGCGCCGCUGCUGGGCUAUGUCGAUGUAGCAGACGAGACGUAUCAAAACACUCGCAAGUUUGUCCUCUCGAAGAUGAACCCUUACUACAAUUGGGGGCCGGCGUUCUCUGGAAUCGGCGGACCUCACCAGGGACCUGGCCAGGCUUGGCCCAUGUCGGUCAUCACCUCUCUACUGACCUCUGACGAUGACGAGGAGAUUCGUCUUGGACUCAGGAGUAUCGUCUCGACGACGGAUGGCUUGGGCCUCGUUCACGAAUCCAUCAACACCUUCAACGUGAGCGACUGGACGCGGCAGUGGUUUUCGUGGGCCAACGGGCUGUUUGGGGAGAUGUUGCUGGACCUGAACGAGCGGAAGCCACAUCUGCUGAGCGAGAGCUACCAGUAG
Messenger RNA from Microdochium trichocladiopsis, 1515 nucleotides. RefSeq lists its product as uncharacterized. The record is from RefSeq and is a predicted model, not a curated record. The transcript is spliced from 3 exons. NCBI's taxonomy places the organism in Eukaryota, Fungi, Ascomycota, Sordariomycetes, Xylariales, Microdochiaceae. Gene Ontology annotation, biological process: carbohydrate metabolic process. The coding region runs from base 1 to 1515 and encodes 504 amino acids.